Messenger RNA from Chironomus riparius, 217 nucleotides. Lineage: Eukaryota; Metazoa; Arthropoda; Insecta; Diptera; Chironomidae. The record is from the annotation of a GenBank genome assembly.
GUGAUUAAGAUUGUGGCGACUUUAAAUGGUGCUUUUAAUAUUUCUUGGAAAUUUUAAUGAAACAAGAAAACAAAUUUUAAGUGAGAAACAAAAAAUGGCGCGAAAGUUUUUCCUUCACACUCAUAAUUCCUUCAAAAUCAUCAGUCAAGCUCAUAUUGACAGCAAACAGAACAAACAAAAAGCUUAUUGUGAAGCUAUAACAAUCAUUUGACGGCUG